Fragaria vesca subsp. vesca is the source of this 408-nucleotide messenger RNA. RefSeq lists its product as uncharacterized. Bases 1 to 408 code for a protein of 135 amino acids. The record is from RefSeq and is a predicted model, not a curated record. The transcript has 3 exons. NCBI's taxonomy places the organism in Eukaryota, Viridiplantae, Streptophyta, Magnoliopsida, Rosales, Rosaceae.
AUGUCUUUGAUUUUGUCCAUCAUUAAGAAGGCAUGGAUUGGAUUUGAAAAAUUACAUCACCUUGAAAGCGAGGAAAAUGGAUCGCUCUUUUUCAACUCCAACAUUGUGAAUUGGCAGAGGACUAAGGUAGGAUUCGUGGUUGAGGUCGUUGACGACGGCGCUGGAGUCGUGGUAGUUGUUGAUGUUGUCAUCGACGGCGUCAGCGCCGAUCAAGUCGAGUCCACCUUGGUAAAAUGGUUGAAUAAGCAGCUGAGCAAACUGUGGUCAUUCGUUGCAGAUGUAGCAGAGGUGGUGAUUAGAGAGUCUGUUGAACCACUAUUGGAAGAAUACAGACUUCCGGGAAUCACAUCAUUGAAAUUUAGCAAACUGUCUCUUGGUACUGUAGCACCCAAGAUUGAAGGUAUUUGA